GCUUCAAUCUUGAUAGUUUAUUCUGUGUGAGCUAUUAAUUUUGAUUAUGUUUUACAGCGUGCCAAAUAACUCCACUCAGGCAGCACUACUGCUGCGGGAUGCGGCCAGGGUUUUGCUUGGACCCAAUCAGGCUCCUUCAACAUCCACGCAAAACCAAAGUGAAAGAGUUCAGUCUACUCUUUCUUCUCUUUUUAGGCCAUAUGGCUCAAGACCCAGUGAAAGAGUAAGGGCCAGACCCUUUACAUCUCCCUGGUCCCAUGAUUUUUUCUGUGUGUCUGAGCCCAACACUUCAUCUGUUCCAAGGCCGGAGGAAACAGUGGCUCUACAUUCUGCUGGGCUCGGAAAGAGGAAUGUAAAAUUUCGAGAUAGCAAAUGCUCUUUCAAAGAGUUUUGUUCGUCUUUAUAUGAAUACUUCCCUGCACUAAAAGAAAGUGGAGGGUUUAAAAUAAUGAGAGCCAGCAGAAAUAAAGACUUAAUUGAUAUACCAGUGCCAUCAGGUGGCUACACCAUAGACUACUUUCGCCAUGAGAGUGGUCUAAAUAGGGCGAUGGCAUACAUUGUACCUCUGCAGCAUCGAUUAACACCAUGCGAUCUUCAGGUUAAUAAUGAGAUAUUGGCAAUGGAGACCUGCCACAGAUGCUCCCUCAAAGUGCCACUUUGUGAGCUUCAAAAGCAUCUCAGGACAUGUCAACAAAAUGCUGACCAUGCAGAUGAUUCUUUCGGAGCAUCAACAUCUUCUGGUCCCUCAACAUCUACCCAAGUGGAUCGAUUUCAGGUGGACAGACAAGUGUCCCUUAGAGUGGGUCUAAUGUUGGAUCCAAACAUGUCUGUGUUCAACAGUCGUAUGGCUCUUCCUUUGAGAAAAUUGAGAACAUCGCUUAAUCUUCCUGCGAAACAAUUUGAAGACCUUCUAAGAGAGACAUUUCCCCUGUUAAAAAAUAAAGAGUUUCAAUUCUGCAAGGUUGAUUGCCACAGGAAAGUCCACGUUUUGCCCUCUAUAUUAAAGACACCUCAAGAUUUUAAGGUGUACUCUGACAUGGGAAGAUCUGGUGUUUAUAUUAGACCAAAGGAGGACCUUAAGGACAGUGAAUCAGAUGUUGUAAUGUCACAGGUUGACCCAGAGGACAUUGUUGAACCAGAGAGUGUUGUUAUUCAGGUUGACCCAGAGGACAUUGUUGAACCAGAGAGUGUUGUUAUACAGGUUGACCCAGAGGACAUUGUUGAACCAGAGAGUGUUGUUAUACAGGUUGACCCAGAGGACAUUGUUGAACCAGAGAGUGUUGUUAUACAGGUUGACCUAGAGAACAUUGCUGAACCAGAGAGUGUUGUUAUACAGGUUGACCUAGAGAACAUUGCUGAACCAGAGAGUGUUGUUAUACAGGUUGACCUAGAGAACAUUGCUGAACCAGAGAGUGUUGUUAUACAGGACAACUCGGAGAGUCAACUAGAUUCAGAAGGCAGCGUCAUACAACAGGUAUUUUAG
This is a messenger RNA of Misgurnus anguillicaudatus (oriental weatherfish), 1483 nucleotides long. The record is from RefSeq and is a predicted model, not a curated record. Lineage: Eukaryota; Metazoa; Chordata; Actinopteri; Cypriniformes; Cobitidae.